AUGCGACUUAGGAGUCCCACCCAGUGCUGCUGUCACCGGGAACUGCAGCUUCCUGCUGCUGUUAUCACCAACGCCAUAGACAUCAACCCGGGGGAGGCUGAUCUCGAGAUACAGCAGGCACGGAGGCGGUCGCCCCCCGGUGCCAGGACCUUCGGGCACCGUGGGGGAGCGCAGCAGAGCCGCGGGUGGGAGGUGCAGCGCUACGACGGCUGGUACAACAACCUGCUGCACCACGGCCGCGCCGCCGCCGGUGCCAGGCUGCUGCGGCUGCUGCCAGCCAACUACGCGGAUGGGGUGUACCAGGCGCUGCAAGAGCCGUGGGUGCCCAACGCACGCCAGCUGAGCCAGGCGGUGGCACAGGGCCCCUCGGGGCUGCCCUCCCGCAGGAACACCACGGUGCUGGCUGUCUUCUUUGGUUUCCACGUGAUGCUGGACAUCCUGGGGACAGAGAAUGCUGGCUGCCCUGCUGAGUUCCUGAACAUCCACAUCCCAGCUGGAGACCCAGUGUUUGACCCUGCAGGCACUGGAGAUGUAGUCCUGCCCUUCCAGCGUGUCAGCUGGGCACCAGAGACGGGGCAGAGCCCCAACAGCCCGCGGCAGCAGACCAACGAGGUGACAGGCUGGCUGGAUGGCAGCUCCAUCUAUGGCCCCUCACACUCCUGGAGUGAUGCCCUGAGGAGCUUCUCCGGGGGACAGCUGGCAUCAGGGCCUGGUGGGCGCCUCCCGAGGGAGACAGACGGGAAGAUCCCUAUGUGGAAGGCACUGGAUCCCUCCACAGGACAGGGUGGUCCUCAGGGCAUCUACGACCUGGGCAGCGCCUGGGGGAACGAGAGCCCCUUCCUGCAGGCGCAGAGCAUCGCCUGGUUUCGCUACCACAACCACCUGGCCCAGGCGCUGGCGCAGGCACAUCCCUCCUGGAGCGACGAGGACCUCUUCCAGCACGCUCGCAAGCAGGUCAUUGCCACCUUCCAGAACAUUGUGCUGUACGAGUGGCUGCCUACCCUGCUGGGGACACACGUCCCGGACUACCGAGGUUACCAGCAGCACCUGGACCCCAGCCUCUCACCGGAGUUUGUGGUGGCUGCGGGGCAGUUCCUGGCCACCAUGAUGCCACCAGGUGUUUACAAGAGAACCCCAGAGUGCCAAUUCCAGAGGGUUCCUGGUCCCAGUGGCUCCUUCCCAGCCAUGCGGCUCUGCAACAGCUACUGGAGCAGAAAGCUGCAUCAGGCAGACGAGACGGUGGUGGACAACCUGCUGCUGGGCAUGAGCUCACAGAUCGCCGAGCGGGAGGACAACGUCGUGGUGGAGGAUCUCCAAGAUUACUGGUAUGGGCCCCUGAAGUACUCCCGCACCGACCUGGUGGCCAGCCGGCUGCAGCGCGCCCGCGACAUGGGGCUGCCCACCUACAACCGUGCCCGGCAGCACUUCGGCCUCCGCCCCCUCCACAGCUGGCAGGACCUCGGCCCCCACCUGGAGCAGCAGGUCCUGGAGGAGGUGGCUGCCCUGUAUGCCAACAAUACAGCUGGGCUGGAGCUGCUACCUGGGGGCAUGCUGGAGGCUGACAGCUCCCUCUUCAGUGCCAUCAUCUUGGACCAGUUUGUGCGGCUGCGGGAUGGCGACAGGUUCUGGUUCGAAAACACCAACAAUGGGUUGUUCACGGAGCAGGAAGCCAGGCAGAUCCGGAACACCACCUUCCAUGAUGUCCUGGUGGCUGUCACCCACGCAGAGGACACUGACCUCCAGGCCCAUGUGUUCUCCUGGAGCCAGGGGGACCCGUGUCCCCAGCCCCAGCAGCUGACAGCUCAGCACCUGGCCAGCUGCACCCCCCUGACGGUGCUGGACUACUUCGCUGGCAGCGGCGCAGGCUUCGGACUCAUCAUCGUCCUCCUCUGCUGCCUGCCUCUAGUGACCCUCCUGGUGGCCUGGGUCGUUGCUGCUCUCCGCAGGAGGGACUUCAAGAGGCUGCAGAAGCCACGGAGCUCCAGCGUGCAUGGGGAGGUGACCAGCGAGGCCAUGCCCGCCAUGGAGUGGCAUGGCCACAAGGCAGACAGAGCUCUCGUCUACAUCCAGCUCCACGCUGACAAAGUGCUCAGGGUGCUGGAUGGGAGAGGGUCUGUGCUGCGCAGCAUCAGCCUGAGAGCCCAGCCAAGGGUGGAGGUGAUCCUCUCCAGCAACAAAGGCAACAAAGCUCUGCUCCUGAAGAGCCCCAAAGAGUUUGACCUGGUGCUACUCUUCAGUGAGGAGGCAGAGAGGAGCAUCUUCCUCGGGAAGCUGCAGGGCUUCUUGAAGGAGAGCAGCUUGGAGCUGCAGCUGUCUGAGAUGAAGGAGCAGAGCCUGCUGAGGCAGGCAGUCACCCGGGAGCAGAGGAAACAGAUUCUUGAGACCUUCUUCAGGCACCUGUUUGCUCAGGUACUGGAAAUCAACAGGUCCGACGCUGGGGAGCUCAACUUGGAGUCCUCCCAGGCGGCCAAGGGCUCUCUGAUGUGUGAGCUGAGCAGGGCUGAGUUCGCUGAGGCCCUGGGCCUGAAAGCCCACUCCACGUUUGUGGACUCCAUGUUCUCCCUGGCUGACAAAGACGGCAAUGGCUACAUCUCCUUCCGGGAAUUCCUGGACAUCUUGGUGAUCUUCAUGAAAGGGUCCCCAGAGGAGAAGUCCAAGGUGAUGUUCAGGAUGUAUGACAUCGAUGGGAAUGGCUUCCUCUCCAAGGAGGAGUUCCUGAGGAUGCUCAGGUCCUUCAUCGAGAUCUCCAACAACUGCCUGUCGAGAGACCAGGCUGAGCAGGUGACCGACUGCAUGUUCCAGGCCUCGGGCUUCCAGGACAGGGAUGAGCUGACCUGGGAGGACUUCCACUACAUGCUGAGGGACCAUGACAGCGAGCUGCGGCUCACCCAGCUCUGCGUCAGGGGUGUCCCCGAAGUGUUCAAGCAGAACUUAUGCAGCCGUGUCUCCUUCAUAGCCAGGAAAGAGCCCAGGGGAACCAUCUCAGAGGAGGAACAAAAUCCAGGCCUGGGCACCAUGGGCAACUGCGUGGAGCGAGAAGGGCAAGAGCUGAGGAAGAGAGCAGGCAGAAGGCUGAAUCAGCACCAGCUGCAUCUGUACACUGAGGCUCGGCGCAGGAAGCUGGAGAGGAGCAGAGCCCAGCAGAAGCUGCAGGAGCUGAAGCGCUUCGUGGAGAACUACCGGCGCCACAUCGUCUGCGCCGGCCUCUUCUGCGCCGUCACCGCUGGCGUCUUCCUGGAGAGAGCCUACUACUAUGCCUUCAUGUCCCCCAGCACUGGCAUCUCCCAGACCACCUUGGUGGGCAUCAUCCUGUCGCGGGGCUCAGCAGCCUGCAUCUCCUUCCUCUACUCCUACAUCUUGCUGACCAUGUGCCGCAACCUGCUCACGGUGCUGCGUGAGACCUUCCUCAACCGCUACAUCCCCUUCGAUGCUGCCGUCGACUUCCACCGCUGGGUGGCCAUGGCAGCCCUCAUCUUCUCAGUGCUGCACACUGCCGGUCACGUAGUGAAUGUCUACAUCUUCUCGGUGACGCCUCUCAGUGUGCUCUCCUGCCUCUUCUCCAGCAUCUUCACCAACGAUGGGUCACAGCUCCCACAGAAGUACUACUGGUGGUUCUUCCAGACUGUUCCAGGCAUGACAGGAGUGCUGCUGCUGGUGGUGCUGGCGGUGAUGUACGUCUUCGCCACCCACCACUUCCGACGCGUCAGCUUCCAGGGCUUCUGGGUCACACACCACCUCUACGUGCUGCUCUAUGUCCUGGUCAUCAUCCACGGCAGCUACGCUCUGAUCCAGCAGCCUCGCUUCCACCUCUACUUCAUCGUCCCAGCCCUCAUCUACAGCGCAGACAAGCUGCUCAGCCUCAGCAGGAAGAAGGUGGAGAUCAGUGUGCUGAAAGCCGAGCUCCUGCCCUCAGGUGUCACCCACCUGCGGUUCCAGCGCCCGCAGGACUUCGAGUACAAGUCGGGGCAGUGGGUGCGUGUGGCCUGCACGGCGCUGGGCACCACCGAGUACCACCCCUUCACCCUCACCUCCGCGCCGCAUGAGGACACCCUGAGCCUGCACAUCCGCGCCGUGGGGCCCUGGACCACCCGCCUGCGGGAGCUCUGUGCCCCUGAGAGCCUGGCACUCAUGGGCAUGCUGCCCAAGCUCUAUCUGGAUGGGCCGUUUGGGGAAGGGCACCAGGAGUGGCACAAGUUCGAGGUGUCAGUGCUGGUGGGAGGAGGCAUUGGGGUGACGCCCUUCGCCUCCAUCCUCAAGGACCUGGCCUUCAAGUCCUCCAUCGGCUGCAAGCUGCUGUGUAAGAAGAUCUACUUCAUCUGGGUGACGCGCACCCAGCGGCAGUUCGAGUGGCUGGCAGACAUCAUCCGCGAGGUGGAGGAGACAGACCGGGAGGAGCUGGUGUCUGUGCACAUCUACAUCACGCAGCUGCCCGAGAAGUUCGACCUGCGCACCACCAUGCUGUACAUCUGCGAGAGGCACUUCCAGAAGGUGCUGAACAGGAGCCUGUUCACAGGCCUGCAUUCCAUCACCCACUUCGGGCGCCCACCCUUCGUGCCCUUCUUCAGCUCCCUGCAGGAUAUACACCCUGAGGUGCAGAAGGUUGGUGUGUUCAGCUGCGGCCCACCCGGGAUGACGAAGAGCGUGGAGCAGGCCUGCAGGCAGCUCAACAAGAAGGACCAGACCUACUUUGCACAUCACUACGAGAACUUCUGACCCACUCCCAGGCUGCUUCCCCCCACCUGCAGGCUGCCUGGCACUUGUGCCCUCACCCCCAGCACCUCCUGGCAACGCUUUGGGUGGCUGUGGUCCUGGGCUGCCAUCCAGCAGCAGCCCCAGCUGGAAGCCGAGAGCGGCGCAGGCUGCACCGGCUGGCAUCCCUAGCGUGAACCCUCCAGCCCAGGGCACCCCCUCCAGCCCAGGGCACCCUGUGCUCACUCACCCAUUCCCUCAUGCUGGGUCCCACUCCAGCCCACCCAGUGCUUGAGUUCAGCUCCUGUCAGUCUCAGCAGGGCUCUGGGCAGCCUGCUGUAGUGCAGGACCAGGUGACUUCUGGAAGCCUCUUCCAACCCAACCCACUCUGUCAUCUCUGCCCGACAGAGCUUGAGCUCUGCCAGCUGCCUUGGGGAGUGCCUCUGGAAAGCUUUUGGGAACAGCUUGGUGCCCACACAACCUGACAGCACAGCACUUUGCCCCAAGGCCUGGAGGCACGCAGGUAGGGUGGGGAGCCUGAGAGCUCCACACCAUCCCUCUCCUGCCUCACCCUCAGGGCCUCCCCCGGUGGGCGCCAGGCCUUGUUUGCCUGCUGCUGGCAGUGCCACCGUGCUGCAGCCAGGGAGCCCUCACGCUGCGGCACUGGGCUGCCCCGGCAUAGCCUGUGCCAGGCUUCAAUAAAGCUGACUGACCUCAGGUUCCUCCAUA
Molecule: messenger RNA, 5418 nt
Organism: Pogoniulus pusillus (Red-fronted tinkerbird)
Lineage: Eukaryota; Metazoa; Chordata; Aves; Piciformes; Lybiidae
Product: dual oxidase 2-like
Exons: 33
Coding region: 1-4713 (1570 amino acids)
Biological process (GO): superoxide anion generation; response to oxidative stress; defense response
Cellular component (GO): plasma membrane; NADPH oxidase complex
Molecular function (GO): heme binding; peroxidase activity; calcium ion binding
Source: RefSeq, a predicted model, not a curated record